GUGAAAUCAAUAGUGAAAAUUCGUAAAGUUUUUAGCGCUGGUAGACAUUAUACUUGAUUACGCUUUGGAAAAACUUUAAAGCCUUAAAAUUUUUCUGCCAAAUUUUGUAGUGUAUUUUUAACAGUAUAUAUUUGGUAAAAAUAUAAAUAAAUAAAAUAACUGUUUAUUAACUAGCGAAAAUAACAUAAAGAAGUGAUCGGAAAAAAGCAGUAACUUUAAGAGACGAUACAGGGGUGUGGGGUUGAAUGGCUCAUGUAAUUUUCUGUUUUAUGAAAAACAAAGGCUUUGACAGGAAGUUUACGUGCAAAACUGGAGAACAAGUGAGCAAAGAUAGACGGGAAGAAAGCGGUGGAAGAAACGAUCGUCGAAUAAACGUCGACUAUUGAACAAGAGGGUUGGAGUUUUAGAAGCGACUUUAGCUUCGUUAAUCCAACGGAAACGAUGUCAACAACUUCUCCAAAUUCUGGAAAUAGUAGUAGUAGCAACAACAACUCUACAAAAACGACAAAGCGAAAUCAAAUUGACGGCGGGGAUUCAUACAGUGACAGCAGUAGCAUUGAAGAGAAUCUAGAAGCUGAGGAGCGGCGACGCAGAAUUUUGAAAAAUAGGAAUAGGAGCAGUGGUUAUUUACAAAGGAACAUUGGCAGUAAAACUCAGCCCCAUCAUCAGCUGACUCAGCAAAGAAUUAGUAUGAGCACAGCAAGUGGUGCUAUUCCGAAACAUGAUAAAUCGGGCCCUACAGGCUCGGGAGUGUCCAAUAAUAGUUGCAGCCAAAAUGUUGGAGGAGGCGCUUUGAUGCGACCGAACGACCGUAUUGCAUUAUUAGUGGACAAUGUGCGCUUUGUAAUUGAACAGGCGUUAGUAACUGCACAUCCAAACACAAUGCUAGGCACAAUGUUUAGUUCUGGAUUUCAAUUUGUGCAUCCUAAUGAACGGGGUGAAUAUGAAGUAGCUGAAGGUAUUUCGCACACAGUUUUUCGGGCAAUCCUAGAAUAUUAUAAAACUGGCCUAAUUCGAUGCCCUCCAACUGUAUCUGUACCAGAAUUGAAAGAAGCUUGUGAUUAUUUGCUGAUACCAUUCGAUGCAACCACAGUUCGAUGCCAGAAUUUACGAGGUUUACUACAUGAACUUAGCAAUGAAGGUGCUCGUCAACAAUUUGAAGUCUUUCUAGAGGAUUUAAUACUGCCCUUGAUGGUUGCAUCAGCACAACGUGGGGAUCGCGAGUGCCACGUUGUGGUUUUAUUGGAUGAUGACGUUGUGGACUGGGAUGAAGAAUUUCCUCCUCAAAUGGGUGAAGAAUACUGCCAAACUGUACAUAGCACCGCUAUGCAUCGAUUUUUUAAAUACAUUGAAAAUCGCGACGUAGCUAAGCAAGUGAUGAAAGAUCGGGGACUAAAGAAAAUACGUUGUGGAAUCGAGGGAUAUCCUACGCACAAAGAAAAGAUACGUCGUAGACCAGGUGGUCGAGCAGAAGUCAUAUACAGUUACGUACAACGCCCUUUUAUACAUAUGUCCUGGGAGAAGGAAGAAGCAAAAAGUCGCCACGUCGAUUUCCAAUGCGUCAAGUCCAAGUCAGUGACAAAUUUGGCUGAAGCCAAUGCUGAUCCACCUUUGGAAUUAGACGCAAGUGGUAAUCCUAUACGUCCCCCAGAAGUUAAUGUAAACGCAGAAGCUCGAGCACCUUUUAUACCAGACGUUGAAGCAGCCGGUGGUUUAGGCAUUGGAGCGCCUGUAGCAGUUGCAGUUGAUGAAGCAGCAGGUGGCGUAAUAAUGCUGAAUGACCUUGAACAUGCUUCUGGCGGUGCUGUUGAAGAAUCUAUUUGAAUACACAUGUCCUAAACACAAAAAAUUAUCAUUUAAAAAUCAUAAACGCAUGUACUCUGUCCUCCUCCAUACAUAUGUAUAACCAAAUGCAAAUAUGAUAUUAAUAUACGUUUCUUAUUUACAAA
This is a messenger RNA of Ceratitis capitata (Mediterranean fruit fly), 1949 nucleotides long. It is a transcript of the gene mri, whose product is annotated as BTB/POZ domain-containing protein 10. Gene Ontology annotation, biological process: positive regulation of phosphorylation. The coding region runs from base 442 to 1824 and encodes 460 amino acids. The transcript is spliced from 5 exons. Gene Ontology annotation, cellular component: cytoplasm. Gene Ontology annotation, molecular function: protein binding. NCBI's taxonomy places the organism in Eukaryota, Metazoa, Arthropoda, Insecta, Diptera, Tephritidae. The record is from RefSeq and is a predicted model, not a curated record.